Messenger RNA from Rotaria sordida, 210 nucleotides. The record is from the annotation of a GenBank genome assembly. Lineage: Eukaryota; Metazoa; Rotifera; Eurotatoria; Philodinida; Philodinidae.
AUGAAUUUUUGGUGUUUAGUCGUACAAACAAAUUUUGUUCGUACGCUUGCCAGUCAACAAGGAAAAGGUCCAAUGGAUUAUGUAAAACAAGGUGUUGAUCAACUUGGUCAAGCUGCUGAAAAGGUUAAAGAAGCUGUUAGUAAUGCAACAUCCGGUAUUAUGGGUGAAAAUCCUACCAGUAAGUUUCAGUUAAUCAUCACUGUUAAAUAA